AUGGAGUUUUUGGAUUCGCCUUUGAACCAGGCUCACUUUUUUGCAAACAAGGCAGAAGCAGCCUACAAGAAAAAAAAUUGGGAUGCUGCCAUACAGUACCACCAACAAGCUGCAGAAUUCUUGGCUGAAGCAAAAGGUUUGAUCAGUGACGGAACAGGUUUGGAGUCUAUAGUUCUUCAAGAAAAAUAUCAUUUAAGACAAGUGGAACUGCUCAUUGUUAGGAAAGAAAAAGCUGCUACAGAACAAAAACCAUCAAGCCCAAAUACAGUAGAUGAAGUGAGGAGUCAGUCAUGUCAACUGAGCAGAGUCAUCUAUGAUUGGACAGUUGGCUAG
This is a messenger RNA of Helobdella robusta, 333 nucleotides long. RefSeq lists its product as hypothetical. Gene Ontology annotation, biological process: autophagy. The transcript has 4 exons. The record is from RefSeq and is a predicted model, not a curated record. Lineage: Eukaryota; Metazoa; Annelida; Clitellata; Rhynchobdellida; Glossiphoniidae. Bases 1 to 333 code for a protein of 110 amino acids.